UUUAAUUUACCAUGUGACCAACUUUCGCGCCACGUUUGUUUUGUUGACAACUUAGGACGAAGCUAGCUGUAAGGCUUAAUUACGCUGGUGGGUGAAAAAUCCCGUCGAUUUUGCUUUCGGAAGGUUUUUUUUAUCUGUUAUACUGAGUCCACAACUUGUGAAUCAGCAUGCCUGCUAAAGACUACAACGCCGAGAAAGAAAAGUGCAAAAGUUUUCUCACGGAUUUUUACAACGAGGGGGAUGACGGCACAAAGAACUUCAAGUAUGCAAGACAGCUGGUGGCCGUUGCCCACCGUGAGCAGGUUGCCUUGACAAUUGACCUGGAUGACAUCAACGAGGUUGACCCCGACUUGGCCGAGUCGAUUAUGGAAAACACUCGGCGGUACACCAACCUCUUUGCCGACGCCGUCUUCGAUUUGCUUCCGGACUAUCGAGAGAAAGAGGUCAUCCACAAAGAUGCUCUAGAUGUUUACAUCGAGCACAGGUUGCUUAUGGAACAGCGUUUACGGGGCCCCAACCCGGGGGAGAUCAGAGACCCCAGGAACCAGUUUCCGCCGGAACUCAUGCGCAGAUAUGAGAUCUAUUUCAAAGUUCCCAGCCAACAGAAGGCACUGUCUAUCCGCGACGUCAAAGCCGACAAGAUUGGCAAGUUAGUGUCUGUCCGUGGCAUAGUGACCCGGUGCACCGAGGUCAAGCCGAUGAUGACAGUGGCCACCUACACCUGUGACCAGUGUGGCGCGGAGACCUACCAGCCGAUUGGCUCACCUACCUUCAUGCCGCUACUGAACUGCCGGAGCCAAGCCUGUGACGCUAAUAAGUCCGGUGGCCGUCUGUACCUGCAGACUCGAGGGUCAAAGUUCGUCAAGUUCCAGGAGAUCAAGAUCCAAGAGCACAGCGACCAGGUGCCCGUGGGCCAUAUCCCCCGCAGCAUGACGAUCUACUCGCGGGGCGAGACCACGCGUUGCUGUCAGCCGGGUGACCACAUUGGAGUCACGGGGGUGUACCUGCCCAUGCUGAGGGUCGGCUUCAGACAGAUGGCCCAGGGCUUGCUGUCAGAGACAUACAUGGAGGCACAUCACAUUGUGAAGAUGAACAAAGCUGCCGAAGAGGAAAUGAGUCUGAAGGAGCUCACCGACGAAGAGAUCCAACAAAUUGCAGAGGAGGACUUUUAUGAGAAGCUCGCCUGCUCCAUCGCGCCGGAGAUUUACGGCCACGAGGACGUGAAGAAGGCCCUCCUGCUGCUGCUGGUGGGUGGAGUGGACCGCAACCCCAAAGGAAUGAAGAUCAGAGGGACCAUCAACAUCUGCCUGAUGGGCGAUCCUGGUGUGGCCAAGUCGCAGCUACUCUCCUACAUUGACAGACUUGCGCCGAGAAGUCAGUAUACAACCGGUCGGGGUUCGUCCGGUGUGGGUCUGACUGCCGCCGUCAUGAAGGAUCCAAUCACCAACGAGAUGGUGCUGGAAGGUGGCGCCCUCGUGCUGGCUGACCAAGGCGUCUGCUGCAUUGACGAGUUUGACAAGAUGAACGAGACGGACCGGACGGCCAUCCAUGAGGUCAUGGAACAGCAGACAAUAUCCAUAGCAAAGGCUGGCAUCAUGACCUCCCUAAACGCCCGUGUGUCCAUCCUAGCGGCGGCCAACCCCGCCUACGGACGUUACAACCCAAAGAAGUCCAUCGAGCAUAACAUCCAACUGCCCGCCGCCCUGCUGUCCCGAUUCGAUCUGCUCUGGCUGAUCCAGGACAAGCCAGACAGGGAGAACGAUCUACGGCUUGCCCAACACAUAACCUACGUCCACCAGCACAGCACACAGCCGCCUAUGCAGUUCACCCCGCUGAAUAUGAACCUCAUGCGUCGGUACAUAGCUCUCUGCCAGACUAAGACUCCUGCUAUUCCUGAAUCACUGACGGACUACAUCACGGGGGCGUAUGUCGAGAUGCGUAAAGAGGCCCGCGGGAGCAAGGAUACCACCUUCACCUCGGCACGGACACUCCUUGCCAUCCUGCGGCUGUCCACAGCUCUGGCCCGUCUCAGGUUGGUGGACGUUGUAGAAAAGGAAGAUGUGAACGAAGCAAUGAGGUUGAUGGAGAUGUCGAAGGAAUCCCUGCACGGACAGCAAGAGGUCACCGGAAGGAAGCAGCGGUCGGAAGACGUCAUCUUCAGCAUCAUCCGCGAGAUGGUGUCAGGCAAGCAGAGCGUCAAGUUUGCUGAUGCCCGCCAGACCUGCCUGGCCAAAGGCUUCACCAACGACCAGUUUGAGGAAGCCUUGGAUGCCUACGAAGAGCUGAACGUGUGGCAGGUCAACAAUGCCCGCACCAAGAUAACGUUUGUGUAGGAGAAGAUGACGAGGGCAAGGCCACGUCCAAAUCAGUUGGCUCGGGCUUGUUGGAACACGUGUCCAUGGGAAUUCACUGCAGCCACCAGCCAGUGGCUAGCUAUAGACACGAGUUAUUUCCAGGGGUAUUGAAUUCAUGUUAAUGUACAUUAACACAUGUAACAUUUUCAUGUACAUGUACAUGAUGUUUGAUGUGCAAACCAAGGCCAAUUUCUCAAAGAGCUGGCUUUUAGCUUCGGGCACCGUGUUCACAGAUUGUGGCCCCUUCCCCUCUUUGGAGACCUCUGCUAAGUUACGACUCUUUUUCUGUGGCAGGAAAAUCCAAUUCCAGUGGACUGAAGCAAAAGUCAGGGGUCAUCCUGUUUGGUUUUGAGGCUAAAAAGAUUAGGGUCUCCCACAAAUGAAGACAACGUUCCAGAAAUGGGUCAGUGUCCGCCUUAUGUUUAAAAUUUUUUCGGGGAGAUGGGUUAGGGACCACAAGGGGUGAGUGAAGUCAGAGGAUUGAAUUUUGGAGACACAAAUGUUACGAUGCAUAGAAGAUUGUUCAAAGUUCCCAAUUGUAGCUCUUUGUUUUAAAAGCAUUAAAGGAUCCAGGACAUGAAUUUUUCUUAGAAUCAC
This is a messenger RNA of Acanthaster planci (crown-of-thorns starfish), 2951 nucleotides long. RefSeq names its product minichromosome maintenance complex component 7 (gene mcm7). Gene Ontology annotation, cellular component: MCM complex; nucleus. Gene Ontology annotation, biological process: double-strand break repair via break-induced replication; DNA replication; DNA replication initiation. The record is from RefSeq and is a predicted model, not a curated record. Gene Ontology annotation, molecular function: ATP binding; single-stranded DNA binding; single-stranded DNA helicase activity. Lineage: Eukaryota; Metazoa; Echinodermata; Asteroidea; Valvatida; Acanthasteridae.